Rubroshorea leprosula is the source of this 2377-nucleotide messenger RNA. NCBI's taxonomy places the organism in Eukaryota, Viridiplantae, Streptophyta, Magnoliopsida, Malvales, Dipterocarpaceae. The record is from the annotation of a GenBank genome assembly.
ACUCCCAUUUGUUUUGCAAUAUGACCAAUAUAUGAUGUUUUGUUUUUUAAAAUUCCAAAUAUAUUUCAGGUUGUCUAACUAAAGAUGUUGAGAAGCAAUGAGGACCGGCUAAAAGGAUGUAAAGAUCUCAACCGUUGAUGGGUGUCCAAGGUCGAGACAAGGAAGCCACUAUGAUUUCACUGGUUUGAUCAAACUCUACCAAAGAGGUGGGGUUUUCAAGUGACUGCAGACGAAUGAAUGUGACUGUGACUCAAGCAAGAAGAUAGUGUUGCCUUGUCUGUGUUCCGAAACAAUAAGUGACAGAUGAUUCUUAAAGCAAUUCAUGGAGUACUUUGAGGAGCAUGGCUAGUAUCUGAGUAGCUCUGAAUACUGUAAUGAAUACGUAAAGAACUUGAAAGAAUAAGAUUCUUUGUCCCCAACUCACGGCAUUUCAGUUUAUUGCCUAAUUGCUACAUCUAUAUUCAGGAGCUCAGGAAAAUGGGUAGUAGGAUGUUCUUAUAAAGAUUAAUUUCUAUUUGUUGUUAUUUAUCUAGAAAGUCAGCAGAAAAUAUGGUGCUAGGCAUCCCGAUCAUCCUUGUUUUAUUAUUUUUUGAACUUAGCAACAGAAGCGAAGCAGUAAUGGCUAUGGUGGGAGACAAGACGAAGAAGAAAUCGACUGCUGUGACUUUGCAACAGUUCAUCUCCAAUAUGACUCCUUUAAUCGAUUUGGAGAAGGAAGCUGAGAUAUCUGCCUCUAUCUCUUCAGGUGCAUUAAGAAAUUUGGAUAGUGCUCAGAAGAGGGGUCCACUAUUCUGAAUUUGAAGUGUGUUGAUGUUCCGGUUGUAUAUUGUAUGAAUUACAUGCAUGGUUUUGAAGGAAAAAAUUGUCUGCAAAAUUAUUUAUUUAUUCACUCAAAUAAGCAUGAUUUCAUAUAUUAGUUACCGUAAACUCCUUUUUUUUUUUUCUUCUCAUGUUUGCUACCAAAAUAGAACAUUGAAUCACUCAGUUAUCUUAUAAUUUGUUUUGCAUUUGGUUUUCAAAGUAGACAGGGUUGAUGGGGAAAACAAUGCUUGAGUUUCAAUGAGUAGUGGUGGGAGCUCUUACAUUUUUUAUGGUUUUAGUGCUUUAUGAAUCUUAUGCAAGUCAAACUUUGAUUCACAUAUGUUGUCAUAUCUUGAAAAGCAUGAAUGCAAUAAACUUUGAUUCUGUAAUCAAAAUUUAUUAAGACUUACUGGGUUAAGGUUGUCAAUUUGUAUAAGGUUCAUGAUAGAUCUGCUUCAGAUGUGAAAUAGAAUAAAAGAAGGAUGAAGAAGACAGAAAAAUGAAUGAAGGUGAAGCUGAGAUUGAUAUUUCACAUGGAAAGAGACUAACUCAAAGUGGAGUACAAGCUGACCAAUACAUGAUGUGGUUAUAUUGAAACCAAAUAAGAGCUGACUAGGAUCCCCUUUGCUUUGGCAAGCAAGCUACAGUUUACCUACUAAAGGAUUUCUCAAUCACUGUUGCUUUCAAUUGCAUCCCAGAAGCAGGUUUAAAUAGUCCCUUAACCAGAAAAAGUGGCAAAUGAGUUAUUGAUUCAAUGUGAAAAGUUCUAAGUAUGGACUUUGGGAAUCAGAUAGAAGCUAGACUUUGAUUCAUUCUGCCACACCUUUAAAACUCUAAACCAGAUUGACAUGUUGUAGGAGGAAGGAUGCAUGCAUUGAUGCAGUUAAUCAGCAAAGGUGUACUAAAGUGACUCACUAUGAAUCUAAUCUGUCUUGUUUGGAGAGACACCCCCAACUUUGACAUUAAUAAAACUGAUUGAGGGGAGGCGCAGGAGAGCUGAGGUGGUUGAUUGGGGACCCUACUCCCUCACUGGAUAAGUCCUUUUCCAACUCUUUCGAGCUUGAAAGAAAUCACCAAGGAGGAGAAUCCCCAUACCCAGGGUUGGCAGAGGAUGAAGGAUUGUCUGAAGGAGAUGAAUGGAUGACUGGAUGAAAUGCGGGAAAGUGAGGAACUGAGAGUCGCCAACAAUCCAGCAAAGGAUGAGAAAUAAGGAGAAGAAAUUGCAGAUGUUGUGUGGAUAGAGAAAACAGGGGAAUGUUUGGUGGUUCAUUUCAAGUGUCCCUGCGGCAAAGGCUAUUAAAUUCUUCUCUCUGGAGGCAAAUGUUACUACAAAUUCACGUAGGUUCAUCUUUUGCGUCAUUUGAGGAAGUGAUGUUGUUGUGAAUCAUUCCUUUAGACUGCUAAGGAAUCUUGGAACUGAUUUUCAUUUCUUCUCUGACUUGUGCUGUCUUGGCACAUGUUGUAAUUGAAAGAAAAGAAGUGUAGAGAUUGGAAGGAUUUGUUCAUUAGGAAGAAAACAUUUUGUUGUCAUCAUUCUUUUUGUACCAUUGUAGAAAAAUAUACUUUAAUGGAAUGA